UAUAUUUGUCAAUGAGGUUCUCUAUGCCACGUUGGAAGUUUAGCGCUGCAUUGCGAUUCAUGCUGUUAUUCGUAGAAAGGGGUUUGCCUCAUCGGCUCGCGUGCCGAUAUUUGUGAAUAUCGAAAACAUGAAGGCGCCGAUGUGAGCUGAGUGUCAGAGGAGUGUUUUAGAAUUUCUCGACGUUUUUCGAGUGUGUGUUCACGGCGUUGGUGCAGGGUGGGGCGAGGGUAAAAGUAAGAGAAGCCCCAGCGAUGUCGUCAGACAUGAAUCUGUUUGACUUUCUGGACGACACGUUUCUCAAGGGGGACGUUAAGGAACUGUUCGUCGAUCAUAAUUACAGUGACGUCAUCGCGGCAGAGGAAUGCCCGACGAAUCCCGACGACCUGUUCGCCUCGAUCCUGAAGAUGGAGGAGGAGGACCCCCUGGACUUCAGCCUGAUCGGGAAAGACCUGGAGACGAUUGCGUCCUCCUCGUCGGACAGCGGUCUCUCCAGCGCGUUGAGUCUCUCCUACGAACAGCAAUUGAGUCCGUUUCUCUCGUCGCGGACAGACAACAAUGAGGAGGAGGAGAUCGGCAAUAACUCCAACUUGAGCAGUCCGCAGCAGGAUUUUAUGGAGUUGGAGCCUGCGGCCAGUCCAUCCUUGGCCAGCGUGGAUAGCCCCGUAAGAUCUGUCAUGAGUUCGAAUAUUGGCUCGCCAACCAAUGACGUAGUCGAAGAGAUGGAUUACGAGCAAUCCCUGGUUGCCAUUGUAACGCCGAACAAUACCAUGCCGUGUUCGGAUGCUUCUAUCGCUGCGGAACAACCGGUCGUUGAUAUCGAUUCAGCGUCUAAACAGCAAGUGCAGGUCAAUACGCCACAAGAGAAUACCGUGAACGUUCGUAAUCUGACGUGUAACGGCAAGCGAAAUAUUCGACAACUGAUACGCGUCACUCCAAUGGGUUCCGGUAAUCCACGGUCUAUCCUAUUGCCCGUGAGCCUGAAAGACAUGAAGGAGGUCCGAACUAUUAAGAUCAUGACAACACAGGCGAAAAAUUUGAAAGGCUUCAAGAUCAACCAAGCAAACAUUAUCAAUAAACCUAUUCAGAUGACGAUCAAACAAGAGGAUUCUGGCAGUGAAAAGGGCACUUCCAGUGAUGAAGUGACGUCGGAAACAGAUUCAGCUUAUCCACGCCUAAAGUUAAAUGACGAGGAGAAGCGAUUAUUGCAAAAAGAGGGCAUUACAUUACCCAGUCACUAUCCGCUGACGAAACACGAGGAGCGUGAAUUAAAGAGGAUCAGACGCAAAAUCCGUAAUAAGAUAUCCGCGCAGGACUCUCGCAAAAGGAAAAAGGAGUACGUGGAUGGUUUGGAAGAUCGUGUGAAAAAGUGUACACAGGAGAAUGAAACUUUAUUGAAACGGAUCAAAGUCUUACAAUCGCAAAAUCAGAGUCUGGCUGGUCAGUUAAAGAGAUUACAAGCAAUCAUACAAAAGAGCAACAAGAGCGCUCAACCAGCAACUUGUCUGAUGGUCUUGUUGCUUUCGUUAGCUCUUGUGGCUUUACCAAAUUUGCGACCACAUUCCAACAAUAACAACGAUUUAACACAAGAACAGGAGCAACCAGAGAAAACGUCACUCGCAGGUCGCUCGAGGACUUUAUUGUACACGAAGCAGCUAAUGGACGAAGACCUACAGCAAUACGGCGAAGAGCUAUUGCAGGAGGUCGAGGGCCUUCUAGAUCAUGAUUACAGCCCAGUAAUUCAAAUGCCUUUCUACAAACGUCCUCGCAUUGACAACGAACCUACUCCUAAGUACAUCUCUUCUAUGAAUCAUGUGGGAGGAACGCUUGGUUUAAAACCAGAUCUUGGUGUCUCAAAAAUGAAGAAACAAUAUAUUGAACCUCCAUUGGAUGAUAUAUGGCCACCGCCUAAUCCAGGCGGCAUCCAAAAAACAGUUACCGUGGAUAAGCUUGAAACGGUUACUAACGAGUUUAAGAUUAACAUCUCCGAUACUGAAGGCACCAGAACAGUUCUUGUCAAGAUGCCUCAUGAUAAGUAAGAUGAAACGUAUUUACUUUUUUCUAAUAGCGAGACAGUAGAAUCUUGUUUAGUUUAGGAAUUCAUAUUAGAUUAGAAAUACAUUUUAUUACAGCAGUAGAGAGAGGUUUAUUUCCUCUGGACGUUCAAGCGUUAUGAUCGACUCGAUUAAAACAACUUUUUUAUAUCCAAGACAAUGAAUAUAUUCAAUAGAGUAGUAUUCAAUUAUGUAACUAUUGAAUAUUGCAACACUGAAAGUUAUUACGAAUAAAGUAGCAUAUAUCCAUAAAUAUAACAAUUAUUUGUCAAAAUUAUGUUUUCUAAACGUACUCAAUAUACCUGUCAGUCAAAAACAUCGAAUUAUUAGCAAGUAAUGUUAAUGAAACUGUUAAACUGCGAACCGCAGGCGGUUGCAGUCAAUCAUUUUUGCAAGAACAUUUUCUUGUUUGCUGAAUGUGGUUCAUAUAUGAGUAGGAAAUGGGGAAAAAAA
Molecule: messenger RNA, 2504 nt
Organism: Monomorium pharaonis (pharaoh ant)
Lineage: Eukaryota; Metazoa; Arthropoda; Insecta; Hymenoptera; Formicidae
Product: light-inducible protein CPRF2
Exons: 5
Coding region: 252-2036 (594 amino acids)
Biological process (GO): regulation of transcription by RNA polymerase II
Cellular component (GO): nucleus
Molecular function (GO): RNA polymerase II cis-regulatory region sequence-specific DNA binding; DNA-binding transcription factor activity, RNA polymerase II-specific
Source: RefSeq, a predicted model, not a curated record